AUGAACGAACAUCUACGAAAGAUAUCAAAUAAAGAGCUUCAUACACACUAUCUUGGCAAAGAUAUACAAAAUGAACUUAUUCAACUGUUAGGAAAUGCUAUUAAGAAAGAAAUCAUACAAACAGCAAAUGCAAUGAAAUAUUUUUCAACAGUUCUCGAUGGUACUCCUGACUGUAGCCAUGUUGAGCAAAUGACAAUAAUUAUUCGUUUUGUUAAAGUUGAUUCAUUGAAAAAGGAGUUUAGUAUCAAAGAACAUUUUUUAGGCUUUGUACCUUUAAAGAAAACAACUGGAGCCUAUAUGGCAGAAACGAUAAUACAACAACUAGAAGAAAUGGAGUUACCUAUUGAUAAUUUACGUGGCCAAGGCUACGAUAAUGGCGCAAAUAUGAUAGCUACAAGUUUUUUUGAUAUUGUCCAACGUGUGUAUGUAUAUUUUUCGUCUUCAACACAUCGGUGGGUAGUUUUCACUAGUCAUCAACCUACGUUAACUGUUAAACCUCUAAGUGAAACAAGAUGGGAAAGCAGAAUAGGUGCUAUAAAGCCUUUGCGAUAUGAACUUGGUAAAAUAUAUGAUGCACUGCUAGAAAUAGCUGAUGAUACUUCUCUAACUGGAUCCUCAGGAAGCACUGCACGCAGUGAUGCUAAAGCACUUGCGAAUAGUGUUGCAAAGUUUAAGUUCGUGGUUUCAAUUGUUGUAUGGUACAACAUACUUUUUGAAAUCAAUAUAACAAGUAAGCAGCUCUAA
Molecule: messenger RNA, 744 nt
Organism: Hydra vulgaris (swiftwater hydra)
Lineage: Eukaryota; Metazoa; Cnidaria; Hydrozoa; Anthoathecata; Hydridae
Product: zinc finger MYM-type protein 1-like
Source: RefSeq, a predicted model, not a curated record